GAUGGAUAAGAGCUUCCAUCUAUUGUCUCUUCAGGGAACUUUGAUCAGCUGGAGUUCAACCUUAAUCUUUGUUUUUAAUUCUCGACAAUUAAUUAACCAAGUUUUUGUUUUGAGAUAUUUUUCUAUGACCUCUGAUCACCAUGUCUUCAAAUGCCAUGAAGCUCAUCGUUAAACAUCAUGUUCCAUUGAUUAAAUUUAGAAAAGGUGGAUUAGACAAAUUAACCUCUUUGGUAAAUGAACCAACAUCUAAAUCUUCAUCAUCUUCUAAAAACGUUAACAUGAUCAGACUUGAAGAUGUACCGUUAAAAUAUCAAAGGAAACCAUUAAGUAGCCUUGAAAUGGCGAUAAUUGAGAGAGGAGGCCCCGAUUUGUGAUCUAUUUACAAAUACACACUCACAUUGGAUUAAGAUUAUAUCGAUUUAGUAAAAGGGAAAAUAUUUAAUUACAAAUUCAUGUAAAAAUAGUUGUCAUCAAGAACACUAGAUGUCACAUAGGAAUGAACAGUUAGCCGAAUGUGAAAAAAACCAAAUCAAGAAACUGUAAUGAAUCUUGGCAACAAUUAAAUGUUAAUCAUUAAUUGGUGUUUUUAAAUUGUUACGCUUAUUAAUGGAAAUAUUAACCAUUAAUUUAAAGGUUAAUUAGUAAAUAUUUUGCUAAUUUAUUGUUAAUCUCCAAAGAGUAACCCUGGUUACCAAGAAAUCUACAGAUUAUCCCAAGUGAUUUUAUCUCAAAUUGUGAUCCAGAGAAUCGAGAGUCUUUUUCACUCUUUGUCUUUUCCACCAUUUUACCAAUUAGUUAUCGCUGUUAAUUUAAUUAGUUAAUUCGGUUACUCUCUAAUUCACCUAUUAACUGUUCCUGUUUCAUAUGUGAUUUAGUUUCCACCUAAAUAAUUUAAUAGUACACGGAGAGUUAAUCUCUCUAUUUGAUCAACUCUUCUCUUUUUUAGCUUUUUCUGUUUUAAUUUCUAUUGUUUUGUGUUAUUGUUGUGAUUAUUAUGGGCUUGUUAACACUCGGACAACCUCUGACCUGGGAUGAGACACGUAAAUAUGCUGAACAUGUUCGUGAACACGGAAUACAACAAUUUAUCCAUGCUUAUCAUAGACUAAAAGAUAGACAAGAUGAAUAUCUUAAAUGGGGCGAUGAGAUCGAGUACAUGCUGAUUAAAUUUGACAGCAAACAAGAGAAAGCCCGAGUUUGCCUUAAGGCUGGUGAGAUCCUUUCGAUUAUGGAUGAACGGGAAGCGAAAGAAGGUGACAAGCGAACUUGCCUUUGGAGACCUGAGUUCGGAGCUUUCAUGGUUGAAGGAACACCGGGUAUGCCUUAUGGAGCAUCAGAUCUUGAUAUUACUCUGCUCUCGAAUUUCAAUGAGGUCGAAAAGAACAUGAAAAUCCGAAGAAAGGAAGUUGAAUCAUUACUAUCCAAGGACGAGGCUCUUUUGUGUAUCACAAGUUUCCCCAGACUCGGAUGCAAAGACUUUACCUGGCCAUUAAUUCAUCACGAUCCUGCUAAAAGUGUCACCGGAUCAAUUUUUUUCCCCGACAAAGCGAUUUACCAAGGUCAUCCGAGAUUUCGAACUAUUGCUCAAAAUAUUAGAAGUCGAAGAAAAAGACGAGUGAUAAUUAACAUUCCCAUUUACCGUGAUGUCAAAACUCCCGAUCCUUUCAUCGAGGAUUUUACCGACAAUGAAGCGAAACAAGCGAUCAAAGCGGAUCAUGUUUAUAUGGAUGCCAUGGGAUUCGGUAUGGGCUGUUGCUGCCUUCAAGUCACUUUUCAAGCCUCGAAUCUUGAUGAAGCGAGGAUUUUGUAUGACCAAUUGACACCUUUAUGUCCCAUUAUGAUGGCUUUGAGUGCAGCAUCUCCCAUUCAAAGGGGGCAUCUUUGUGAUCUCGACUGUCGUUGGAGUGUAAUAUCUCAAGCAGUCGACGAUAGAACCAAAGAGGAACUUGGAGAAGAACCUUUGAAGUUUUCCAAGUUUCGAAUAAGUAAAUCACGAUAUGAUUCAAUUGACUCUUACAUCUCACAGGACGGAAGUAAAUAUAAUGACAUUCAAUUAACUUAUGAUCAAGUUUAUUAUCAGAAAAUGGUGACUGAAGGAGUAGAUCCUCUAAUUGCCAAACAUAUUGCUCAUCUUUUCAUUCGUGAUCCAAUUACCUUGUACCGAGAGAAAAUUGACCAAGAUGAUGAAAAGGAAAUGGAUCAUUUCGAGAAUAUUCAAUCGACUAAUUGGCAAACAAUGAGAUUCAAACCCCCACCACCAUCGGCUCCUGGAAUCGGGUGGAGGGUUGAAUUUCGUCCAAUGGAAGUUCAAAUAACAGAAUUUGAAAAUGCUGCCUUAGUUGUUUUCGUUGUACUUUUAACCAGAAUAAUAUUAUCUUACCGCCUAAACUUAUUAUUACCAAUAUCUAAAGUGGAUGAGAAUAUGAAAGAGGCCCAAAAACGCGAUGCCGUUCAAAGGUGCCGAUUCUGGUUCCGUAAACGCAUAAUUACCCAUACUAGUCCACCCGAAGCUUCAGCCUGUUUACGAGCAGCCAGUUCUAGCGAAACUAAUCCAUCCGAUCAGAAUUGUAAACAAAACUCUAAUCGUAACCCAAACAACAAUAUCUCUGAGAAUGAUAUCGACGAAUCAUGUGUGCUAUUAACCAUCGAUGAAAUAAUUAAUGGAAAAAGCGGAGAGUUCCCCGGAUUGGUACCUCUCUUGAAACACUAUUUACUUAGUGUGGAAAUUGAUGCAGAAACACAUUGUACAAUUAGCCAAUACCUUAAUCUGAUUUCUAGUCGAGCCUCGGGUAAAUACUUGACAACCGCUCAAUGGAUCCGUCACUUUGUCCAAAGUCACACUGAUUAUAAAAAAGACUCCGUUGUUACCGAUAAAAUCAAUUACGAUCUACUUAAGACAAUCAAAAAAAUAACCAAAGGAAAAAUUCUGUGUGAGGAUCUUGUUGGUAAUUCAAGUUACAUCAAAGAGCGACUGUUAUCCCAUAAAAUUUAAUUACUCCAAUCUAAUCAACAAAAGAAACAAACUGUUCUUACAACCCCAGCAAUUUAAAUUGUCCCCAAAUCAUAAUUAAUUGUCUUUGGAUGUUUUGUUGUCUAUUUGUCCAAUGGAAAAAAUCAAAUCCUUCUUUUGAUUACAAUUACAUUUAGUUUUUAUUUAGUUAAUUGGGUAAACGUUUAUUCUAAUGUUGAUUAUGAUCACUAAUUAAUUUAAAUCGAGAUGAGAAAAAGUUUCGAUCAUUUUUUUCGUCUUUUUUUUCAAGUUAAUCAAAAACUUUUAUCGUUAAAAUUUCAAUCAAUUCUUUAUCUUGUACAAUUUACUUAAUUUGUUACCAUCCACCAGAAUAAUUACCAAACAAGUCUACAAUUUAAAUUGUUACUAAUUGUGAUCCAUUUUCACUCAAUUGUCCGACCAAACAAGAAAAAAAAAGAUUCUUAAUUGUAAACACCAAGAGAAAACUUUAAUUUCCAAUUGAAAUAUAAUUUUGUGUUCUAA
This is a messenger RNA of Panonychus citri (citrus red mite), 3490 nucleotides long. It is a transcript of the gene Gclc, whose product is annotated as glutamate--cysteine ligase catalytic subunit-like. The record is from RefSeq and is a predicted model, not a curated record. Gene Ontology annotation, cellular component: glutamate-cysteine ligase complex. NCBI's taxonomy places the organism in Eukaryota, Metazoa, Arthropoda, Arachnida, Trombidiformes, Tetranychidae. Gene Ontology annotation, biological process: glutathione biosynthetic process. Gene Ontology annotation, molecular function: glutamate-cysteine ligase activity. The transcript has 7 exons. Bases 995 to 2989 code for a protein of 664 amino acids.